AUGGGUUCUAAGAACACCAGAGGAGGAUAUCACUCAGACUGCAUUGAUGAGACGUGGGAGUCAGGGAGGAAGAGCACAAUGAUCUGGGGGGAAUUCUGCGGGGAGAUGAAGAGUGAACUAGUGUUCACUCCUGCUGGAGUUACUAUCAAGUCGCAGACCUAUGUGGAUGAGAUAUUGGAUCCAUAUCUUAUACCCUUCUGGCAUGAGACUUGUGAAGCAUAUGGGUGGACACAGGUGGUCGAGGACAAUGCCCCAGGCCAUAAGGGUGUCGCCAAUCAAUGCAGAGAGGUCAAUGAGGUGGAGACAGUUCCUUGGCCCCCACAAUCACCAGAUCUCAAUCUCAUCGAGGCCUUAUGGGCAGAAAUAGAAACUGAACUGGGAGAGACUAUAGGUCGUGUAAAUGACAUAGAAGUGCUACAGAUUAUGAUAAGAAAUGCCUGGGAUUCUAUUCCUGUAGAUAGACUAGAUAGUUUGGUCAGAAGUAUGCCUCGAAGACUGGCAGCAGUCAUUGCUGCUGGCGGGCAUGCUACACCUUAUUAA
Molecule: messenger RNA, 540 nt
Organism: Morchella sextelata
Lineage: Eukaryota; Fungi; Ascomycota; Pezizomycetes; Pezizales; Morchellaceae
Exons: 1
Coding region: 1-540 (179 amino acids)
Molecular function (GO): nucleic acid binding
Source: RefSeq, a predicted model, not a curated record